AUGGUUUCUCACACCACCGAACCUAUGUCUCUGACUCCCAAUAGACACUUUCACAAAUUCACAUUACCCAAGUGGGAAACUCAACAUAACCUCACAUGCACUAACAUCUCCAUUAUCGAUACAGCCGGUGCUUCAACCAGCGCUGAUCGUCGUUCUUCAAGGGAAGAUGAUGAUGAUGAAGGGGUUGCGAAUGUGAGGGAGAAACUGAUGCAUGAGGCUACUAGAAUGAAAAGCCCGAAUUUGAGAAAAGAAAGUGACGAUGAUGCAGAGACUCUCAAGCCGUGGUUUGUGAGAAGAGGUAGACAAAAAAGAGUGAUGAAAGCUCCAAUUACCGCUUCUCAAGUGAGAAAUGAUGGUGUCGUGGCCAGAGACGAUGACCUUGUGUCGUCAAGGUUGAGAAGCAUUGUUGAUAGUAAUAAGAUCGAAAGGCCAAAAUUUUGCAUUCCUAUUUCAAGGAAGGAAAAGGAGGAAGAUUUCUUGACGUUUUUGGGUCGUGCACCGCGGCAGAGGCCCAUUAAGAGGCCUAAAAAGGUUCAGAAGCAGAUAAACAAGGUUUUCCCUGGACUGUGGUUAAGAGAGGUUACUGCUGAAAUGUACGAGGUUCAUGAUACAAAUCAGAAUGGGAGAUUUGGGAAGAGGAAAAUGAGAGGGAAGGGCUUUUGA
This is a messenger RNA of Medicago truncatula (barrel medic), 663 nucleotides long. RefSeq lists its product as uncharacterized. The record is from RefSeq and is a predicted model, not a curated record. The transcript has 2 exons. NCBI's taxonomy places the organism in Eukaryota, Viridiplantae, Streptophyta, Magnoliopsida, Fabales, Fabaceae. The coding region runs from base 1 to 663 and encodes 220 amino acids.